Molecule: messenger RNA, 3893 nt
Organism: Cotesia glomerata
Lineage: Eukaryota; Metazoa; Arthropoda; Insecta; Hymenoptera; Braconidae
Exons: 2
Coding region: 179-3775 (1198 amino acids)
Source: RefSeq, a predicted model, not a curated record
UCUCGUAUCAUCACUGGAUAAAUCGUUUUAUUUUUAUUUUAUUUGUUAUUUACUCUGACAAAACAAAUUUUUUCAACCCUAAAGGGAAUGUGUUAUUGAUAUUCGUGAUACGUUUAUUUUGUUUUGGUUUGUUUUAAGAGUUUCGUACAGCCGCCGGCCAGUGGUUAACGUACCAAAGAUGUUAUCUUACUACGUAAUCCUGUUAUUGCUGUACUGGCCGAGCGCGAGGAGUGACGAUUCCACCUUCGCAGAUCAGGUUGCAGUAGCCUCUGAAAGUUUAGAUAUUAAGGUACCAAAAAACGAAAGCCAUGAAAUUGCUGGCUCGUUAUCAUCCUCCGAGCGUGACGACAUUGUCAUCAGCUUCGAGAAUUCCAACGGAUUUGUUCCAAUGACAAGCUCUACUGAGCCUUCCGAGGAAAAAUAUUCUUCUGCCGAGCCCACGACCAAAGAGCCAUUCAGAAUAAACGUCGCCAACUACUCGGAGUCUGAAUUCUCAACUGAAGCCCGCAUUCUGAUGAAUCUCCAGAGCUCCACUGCAAACAGACGCUCCUAUGAUGUGGAAAAUAACGAAAAAGAGUUUGAAAUUUUAAAAGUAAACUCUAAAACACCAGCUGUCGCUAAUUACAAUGAAUUCUACGAGACAUUUCAAAAAAACAAAGAUUCCAAAGCUGCUAAAACUCCCACCAAAAACUUUUCUUACUUCCGUCAGAAGGAACGUAUGAAGCAAAUUAAUGACUAUAUAUCUUACCAAGACGGUAAUUCUCAACAAAAUCACUCGCUAAUUCACCAUGACAGCCAGGAUGCACCAAAAAAAACUUAUAAGCUGGAGAAAGUCUACAAUUACCCAAGUGCUGCAUCUGAUUACGAUAUUUUCAGCGAAAGUGUUACGAGACAAAGAUCAUCGAAUUUGCCGCCAUCGGGUUACGAGCUGGAAAAUACUCGCAGCAGUUGGAAACCCGCUUCGCCAAAGUAUCAGAGCAACCACAACAAUAAAUCCCCUCCUAUUGUCGUAAAUUCUAAUGAACACAGUUACACCCAGCAGUACGCUACCAAGACACCUCAACCGAGUUCGACAGAGCCGUCAUUCAAGUACCAAACAGACAUGUCAGAGGAUCGCUACGACCGAAACGAAGACUACUCAGAAGAGAACACGGAUGACUAUUACGAAAUAACUGAGCGUCCUCGGAGGCUUCACAAGAGCCGACGAAAGCCUUACGAAUCCUCCCGUAAACUUCCGAAGGAGCACCGCGGUGAUUCGAGUGAAUCGAAGAAACAAACCUCAACGCGUACAAAGUUAUAUCGCGGUAAACCAAAGCAGAAUUAUUGGAGCGAGGAACAGCCGAGCCAAGAAAGUUCCGAGGAGAAUACCAAGGAGGAGAAAACUAAAGACGAUAACGUAAGCUGGAGUCAAGUUGGUCCUAAUGUUGAGUUCUCUCAGUCGAACGGAUAUGAAGUCGGUCAAAUUGACAAGCCCAAUGUUUUGGUGCCGGUUAAUUUGAACCUCGUUCCAUUCAGCAAUUUCGAUCACGCAACUGCUCUGGGCAACAGCCAAGGCUUCGACAUGACCAAUGUUGGGAUGCCUGGAUAUGUUUCUUCUGGGUCAAUCGUCAGUACUGCAGCUCCUCUGCUCAGCAGUGUCCAACCUGUGGCAGUUCAAAAUCUCCCUCAAGGCGUCAAACAUCACAAUAUCGGUUACUCUACAGCCGUUCCAGACAUUGUUGUUGGCCAAAACUCUUUCCACAACCCCGUACAAACGGUUCUUGUACAGCAGCCAGUCCAUAACAAGUACAUGCCUAAUAUAAAAAAUUACUAUCCCAGUACUGCGACACCUAUGUUCACAAUGACACCCACGCUUCAAGGUUUUUCGACGAUCCAAAGUACAGUCGCUUCAAAAUCUGUCUCGCCGAAUAUGCAAUUGUUCUAUCCACACUCAACAAUUUCAACCGCUCAGCCUCUGUACCAAGCUUCUCCUCAUAAUAAUUACAAUAUUGUCAUCAAUCCUAAUGGUCUGAACGGUCAAAACGUCCAGCAUACUACGCCCAAUUAUAAUUACGGAGCUCAGUCAGAUUCACAGAAGAAAAAUAAUCAGUUCUUAGCUUCAGCGAGUUAUUCUGUCGGAAACAAUGGCCAGCAAGCUCAAAACAGUCAACAGAAUCAAGCUCAAUCGAAUAAUCCAAACAAUAAUCGGUAUGCCAGUUCUAAAAUUAAUGCUCAAGUCGUCAAACCACAAUUGGUUCAAGGUUACAUCCAAGCUGGCACAGGGAUUCCGGUUAAUUUUAAUCAGCAGCAAGUCACUAAUGUAGAAAACAAUAUUUUGGAAAACACCUGGAAACAACUGCAGCAGCUCCAAGGUAAUGGACAGCAAAAUCUUUAUCAUCGAAUCCACUAUCACACAGCUUAUGGCAAAGAUAACGCUGUCAGUCCCAGUAACACAAAUGUCAAUACUGUCAAUGCAAUCCAAGUGCCACUUGUAAAAGCACAAUUACCAGUAGUAGGAACUCAACAUGUCAAAAUAGUAAAUCCGAAUUUCCAAGCCGUGAAUCCGAUUCAGGUGAAUCCGUUCUCUGGUGCAGUGGUCACCACGCAGAUUCCUAUUUACAGCACGCCAGCGGGUUUUGUGACUCCAACAGCCGGACCCAUCGCCAUUCAAAAUUACGUCGACUCACUUACACAAAUCGGAGCACAACAAACUGUACAGCAAGAAAACGAAGCCAUGUACAACCCGAUGAACUUUAUUCCCAAUAUGGAGGUCGUCAAAAGCCAGACGAUGCUCAACGGAAAAAGGGCGGAAUCUCUUCCUCCAAAUUUGAGCCUAGUCCCAAUGAUUCCUGGGGGGAAAUUCUCUAAGCACUCCCACGAAGCUCAAGCAGAGUUGAUCACUAAGCCAAAAUUGAGCGCUGAUUUGGAAAAAUACGCUGAUGAAAUGUUCAAAGAGUCUCUUCGCACAAUUUACAACACUCACAAGUGGAACAGCGACAAGAGGAUCAGAAAUUUGACUGCUAUUGAUAGCAACGACUUGGAGAGGCUCAAGCAGGAAUUAGAGCGAUACAGGGCUGUCAAACCUGGAAAGGAUAUUCUUGAAGCGCAUCAUUCAGAGUCCUACUAUCACACAGCAGAUCCUGGACGUGAAAGGAGACCUGGGUUAACUAUCGCCGAUAUUGAAGAACUUUUCAAGGCAAACUUCAAGCCUCAAUCUUUCUCCUCCGGGGACUCGUUGUCUUCUGCGAGCAAGCCCAGCUUAAAGAACAUCAAGCUCAGCGACUAUCUCACACCUCCAAAGGUGAAUUCGUUUAUUUCAAAGAGUCCUUUCGUAGACAGCAAGCCGGCAAAGAAGCGACCUUCUAAGAGGCCUCACUCACGACCCUCCUCUCGACCAGGAAACCUCGACACCUCGGCGAGCAAUCACGUUUCACACUCAUACCGACGACCACAUUACGGGCGCGGUUCUUAUCAUGGUGAUUAUCGCGGAGCGGGAACUUAUUUAGACAAUUAUCCUUCUCUUACGACUUCAUCGCCUGAUUUGAAUUUUUUACAGUUCAGAAACGAUAACUACAUGGACUACAACCACCCUCGCAUGCACAACCUUAUGGGGCUGCUGAUGAAGAACAAACAGCUGCCCAGUGGGACGACCUCUAGCUCGAUAGACGAUGAUAGUUAUUCACAAUUUAUAAAUUAUGAUCGACGUAGAAUGUACAAUGAGGCAAUGAAGCACAAUAAUCAAAUAACCUCAGCCUCUUUUCACCACCUUCCGAGGCUUAAUUACCACUAUAAAUGAUGUAAUCCAUUGAUUAAUCCUCUAAUGCAAUUCGGUGUCUAAUUUCUCUUUUAUUUUUUUUAAUCUAACUCAUUAGAGAAUCAAUUAAAAAAUAGAUAAAUUAAUUUCCAAAGAUAAA